Electrophorus electricus (electric eel) is the source of this 2346-nucleotide messenger RNA. It is a transcript of the gene dusp7, whose product is annotated as dual specificity phosphatase 7. Gene Ontology annotation, biological process: peptidyl-tyrosine dephosphorylation; negative regulation of MAPK cascade. NCBI's taxonomy places the organism in Eukaryota, Metazoa, Chordata, Actinopteri, Gymnotiformes, Gymnotidae. The record is from RefSeq and is a predicted model, not a curated record. Gene Ontology annotation, molecular function: MAP kinase tyrosine phosphatase activity; MAP kinase tyrosine/serine/threonine phosphatase activity; protein tyrosine/threonine phosphatase activity. Gene Ontology annotation, cellular component: cytosol; cytoplasm.
GCUGGACGCGACCCACAGUAUAGCGGCGGACCGGGGGACGUACCGGGGGACGGACCGGAGGACGGACCGGGACCAUGAACGCCUCUAUUCACGAGAGCUCCUGAAGACAGUGCAUGUGUAGUGGCUUCACGCUCCCGUCACAUACUGCGGCUUCUCAUGGAGGGCGACGCUAGAGCGCACGCUCUCCUCCUUCAGAAGGCUGCACGAGGAAGGCAGUGAUGUGUCUCGCACCCUGUUCACAAGCUGAAAUCUCAGUACCACGAGCUUGAUUGACACGAGCUUUACUGGAGGAUCGCUGCGCGCGGGGAUGUGCAGGGGGGACGUUUUCGUCGCCUGAUUUCCCCUUAUUUUAUUUUAUCUUAUUUUACUGCGCGUAACAGCCUCCUCCUGUUUCCCUCAUGAAAACGCAUCUUUGGAACAGCUCACGGGACGCACCUCUGAUGAUGUCGAGCAAGACUGCGGGAUGGCUGCAGGAUGAGCUGCAGUCCGGGGACAGCUCGCUACUUCUGCUGGACUGCAGAUCGCACGAGCUCUAUGAGUCAUCUCAUAUAGAAUCGGCAAUAAAUUUGGCAAUUCCAGGUCUGAUGUUGCGCAGGUUAAAGAAGGGGAAUUUACCGAUCCGCUCCAUAAUCCCAAAUAAUGAAGACAAGGAGAAGUUUGUAAAACGGUGCAAGACGGACACGGUGGUUUUGUACGAUGAGGCCACAGCCGACUGUCAGGAGCACGGGGCAGCGAGUACUGUUCUGGGUCUGCUCAUGCAGAAACUGCGCGACGAUGGCUGCAAGGCUUACUAUCUGGAAGGAGGAUUUAACAAGUUUCAGACAGAGUAUCCAGAGCACUGCGAGACCAACCUGGACUGCCCCUGCCCCAGUAGCUCGCCCCCUGCGUGUGUUUUGGGCCUUGGAGGACUACGAAUCAGUUCAGAUUGUUCUGAUGGAGAAUCAGACAGGGAACCUGGUAGCGCCACUGAGUCAGAGGGCAGUCCCUUACCCAAUAAUCAACCAGCAUUUCCUGUCCAGAUUCUCCCUUACCUUUACCUGGGCUGUGCCAAAGAUUCCACCAACUUGGAUGUUUUGGGCAAGUACAACAUCAAGUACAUCCUGAACGUAACUCCCAACCUGCCUAACAUGUUUGAGCAUGAUGGGGAAUUCAAGUACAAACAAAUUCCCAUCUCGGAUCACUGGAGCCAAAACUUGUCACAGUUUUUUCCUGAGGCCAUUUCUUUCAUUGAUGAAGCUCGUGCCAAAAAAUGUGGCAUUCUGGUGCACUGCCUGGCCGGGAUCAGCCGCUCGGUCACCGUGACGGUAGCCUACCUGAUGCAGAAACUCAACCUCUCACUCAACGAUGCUUACGACUUUGUGAAGCGGAAGAAGUCCAACAUCUCGCCAAAUUUCAACUUCAUGGGGCAGCUGUUGGACUUCGAACGGACCCUGGGGCUCAACAGUCCCUGUGACAACCGCUCACCCAGUGACCAGCUCUUCUUCACCACACCAACCAAUCACAACGUGUUCCAGCUGGACACACUGGAGUCCACAUGAAGCUCCCCGUCCUCGGGGUGGGCGCUGCCGCCCUUGUUUGAAUGUUUGUCGCCAUCUCCAGGGAAGUGGUUUGACCUGGAUGACCUGACAUGGGGGGUUAUGGGGGGCAGUUGAGAAGAGAUGCAGAACAGUUAAGACCCCAUGGAUGGGUGAGAGGAGGGGCAGUUAAGACCCCGUGGAUAGGUGAGGGGCGGGGCAGUUAAGACCCUGUGGAUAGGUGAGGGGAGGGGCAGUUAAGACCCUGUGGAUAGGUGAGGGGAGGGGCAGUUAAGACCCCAUGGAUGGGUGAGAGGAGGGGCAGUUAAGACCCCAUGGAUGGGUGAGAGGAGGGGCAGUUAAGACCCCGUGGAUAGGUGAGGGGAGGGGCAGUUAAGACCCCGUGGAUAGGUGAGGGGAGGGGCAGUUAAGACCCUGUGGAUAGGUGAGGGGAGGGGCAGUUAAGACCCCGUGGAUAGGUGAGGGGAGGGGCAGUUAAGACCCCGUGGAUAGAUGCCCAGAAGGGUCUUGCUGACGGAGGAUAAGAAGAACUUUGCUGCCAUCUCAGUGAUUUUAGAUGCAGCUUCUCUUUGCCUUUAUGGAACAGACUGUUCUUUUUUUGUCUUGCUUUGGUAAAUUUAAAGAGGAAAAAAGAGACUGAAUGGAACCAUAUGGAGGUUCACACAGAGAUGAGGAAGUGAAACUGCUGUGUGUUGCCCUCCUCCUGUCUUAAUGGUGCCAAUCUAGUGUCUGGGACUGACUAUCUGUCUGUCUCUCUCUCUCUCUCUCUCUCUCUCUCUCUCUCUCUCUCUCUCUCUCUCUCUCUCGCCAU